This is a messenger RNA of Tripterygium wilfordii, 1760 nucleotides long. Its product is annotated as protein NUCLEAR FUSION DEFECTIVE 4-like. The coding region runs from base 170 to 1720 and encodes 516 amino acids. NCBI's taxonomy places the organism in Eukaryota, Viridiplantae, Streptophyta, Magnoliopsida, Celastrales, Celastraceae. The transcript is spliced from 2 exons. Gene Ontology annotation, cellular component: membrane. The record is from RefSeq and is a predicted model, not a curated record.
UUCCCAUUUUUGCAGGGUGAUGCCAUUUGGUUACAUUGACUUUCUUUCUUACAUAAAAGUUACACACCCUCCCAGUCCCAACUACAUGUGUUUGAUCUAUGCCUGAACCUAAAGGAAGUUUCAACCUUUCAAGCCUUUUGAGUUAGUUCGCCCCUGCAGCCAUCAGAGCAUGCCUUCCAAUAUUGCUUUUAGAUGGCUAAGUUUGGUGGCUGUGAUAUGGCUUCAGUCCGUCAAUGGAACAAACACCAACUUCCCUGCCUAUUCUUCCCAACUCAAGCAUCUCCUCUCCCUGUCUCAAAUUCAAGUCAAUAAUCUCGCCUUUGCCUCCGAUGCUGCAAAACUCUUGGGUUGGUUGUCAGGCAUUGCUGCUGUUUACUUGCCUCUUUGGCUAGUUCUUCUAAUUGGUUCCACACUCGGCUUGGUUGGUUAUGGUGUUCAAUAUCUCUUUCUUACAAACCAGAUUUCCUCUCUCUCGUAUGCACAUAUUUUCUGUCUCACCGUGCUAGCCGGAAAUAGUAUUUGCUGGAUCAACACUGUUUGCUAUGUUGUUGCCAUUCGUAAUUUUCCGUCCAACCGUCAGGUUGCCAAUGGACUAACAACCAGUUUUCAAGGAUUGAGUGCUAAAAUCUAUACAGACAUAGUUGAUGUUGCAUUCAAUUCUUCACCCACUAAAAGAGCCCAAGGCUAUGUCCUUCUCAACUCUGUAUUACCUGUCAUUGUAUCUGUCAUUUGUGCAUCACUAGCCAAAGAUGUUGGUGCUGAAGGAAUCACUGAUAUGAAAUUUGGGCUGUUUGCAAUGUUUAUAAUAACAAUAAUCACUGGAGUAUAUGCUAUUCUCAGUAGCUUUAAAUCCAUCUCGAGAAACAUUCUUUCCCCAGUUGGUAUUCUAGUUGGUAUUUAUGUGCUCCUAUUGCUUCCAUUAGUAAUUCCAUUAAUAGAAAAAUUGAUAGUAGAAAGGGAGAAGAGAGUGCAUGUACUAGAUAAUAAUGUUAGCCUAGAAGAACUGGAGAGUGGGGACAAAGCAGAAGAGGAAGCCAGAGAAGUAGUAAAGGAGGAAGAAGUGGGUGUAAUGGAGGAGAUUGGAGUGCAAGUAAUGGUGAAGAGGGUGAAUUUUUGGUUAUAUUUCUUUGUGUAUUUACUCGGCGUGACACUUGGGCUUGUGUUCCUCAACAACUUGGGACAAAUUGCUGAAUCUCGGCAUUACCAGGGAACUUCUUAUUUGGUUUCCUUGUCUUCUUCAUUCAGCUUCUUUGGCCGCCUUUUGCCAUCUCUCCUGGAUUUCUGCUUUUCAAGGAGUAGGUACAUGAUUUCAAGACCAGCUUCCAUUGUGGCAUCAAUGGCGCCAAUGGUUAUAGCAUUCUUUCUACUUCUCAUCAAAACAAACCUGGCCCUCUACAUCAGCACUGCAGUGAUAGCGCUUUGUACGGGUGCAAUCACUACCCUUUCAGUGUCUACAACAACAGAGCUUUUUGGGGCAGAGAAAUUCAGCAUAAACCACAACAUUGUGAUCGCCAAUAUUCCAAUUGGGUCCUUGUUAUUUGGCUACUCAGCAGCUCUCAUUUAUCACAAGCAUGCCAAUGGACAUGGAAAGUGCUUGGGAAUGGAGUGUUAUGCACAAACAUUCAUCGUUUGGGGUUCAUUGUGUUUUGUGGGGACUUUGCUGGCUCUAGCCUUGUAUUUUCGGACACGGAAAUUUUACUCAACAAGAGUAAAUAGGUAGGGUAUGUUGAAUAAAGUGGCUCAUAUGUCAGAAGAAUCGA